AUGGCUGUGCCCAGUUUCAACGCCGAGUCUUCUGGCGACGAGCUAGGAGCGAGUGCCCGUUCCUACCUUCGUCAGGUGGAUGCUUGGACCAAGGUCACGAGACUCCCGGAGGAGCAGCGGGCAUUGGUACUAUAUCAACACCUCCAGGGAAGGGCAUGGAUCGAGGCUGAAGAGCUGGAUGUAGAGACUUUGGCGUCAACUCAGGGCAUGACGGUCUUUAGACGAUGGGUGCAAGAGCGCUAUCAAGAAAUAGAAGUCAGCAAAAUUGCUGAAGCCUUGACGCAGUUCUUCAAGCGGCUGAAGAGGCAGCCUGGACAGACCGUCCGUGAGUUCAACUCCGCCUUCGAUCGGGCCCAUACUCGACUUCUUGAGAUCGAAUGUCGACUUCCCGAAGUUGCCAAGGCUUGGGCCUAUUUGAAUGCACUGAGAGUUUUCCAUACCGAUCUAGAAGACAUCGACGAGGACGGCUUCGACUUCGAAGAGGACGGCAUUCCUGAAGAGCUUGCUGCAGAGUUGCACGAGGCUUAUGUCGCUUAUGAGAAUGUGCGGGCUAAGAUUAAGGACGCCUCUCGCGGCAAGACCAUCGAGACCGACAAGGGCCUUCCUGGAACCUCUGCAGAACGACUUGCUCUGGCCAAGUCUCGAAGCUUUUGUGCCGGAUGUAAGCGCCGAGGACAUUGGCAUCGUGACCCCGAGUGUCUGCUUAAUCAAGGCCAGAAGAGCGCCCUCGAGAAUAAUGCUAGCCAAGGCGGCCCCAAGGACCUCGGCAAUCCCAGCGGUCCUUCUGGACGAGGAGCCCGUGAAGCCUAUGUGGUUCAUGUUGCAUACGAGCUCGGAGAUGCCAACGUGAAUGAAGGACUCCUGGCUAUCACCGACUGCGCCUGUAGCAAGACUGUUGCCGGACAGCCCUGGCUGGAAGCAUACCUCGUUGCAGCUCGGCAAGCUGGUUUGGAUCCCCAACUGGAGCCUUGUGAGGAAGAGUUCAGGUUUGGGGCAAGCCGGGUCUUCAAGGCGACCUAUGGUGCCACAAUCUACUUGGACGUUGCCGGAAAGCAUAUAGCCGUCAGGGCUUCAAUCGUGAACGGGGAGGUUCCCUUGUUGCUCAGUCGCAAGGUGCUGGCCAAUCUCGGCAUGAUCUAUGACAUCGCCGGCCACCGG
Symbiodinium pilosum is the source of this 1158-nucleotide messenger RNA. The record is from the annotation of a GenBank genome assembly. Lineage: Eukaryota; Dinophyceae; Suessiales; Symbiodiniaceae.